This is a messenger RNA of Mycena indigotica, 315 nucleotides long. RefSeq names its product Hydrophobin 2. NCBI's taxonomy places the organism in Eukaryota, Fungi, Basidiomycota, Agaricomycetes, Agaricales, Mycenaceae. The transcript is spliced from 3 exons. The record is from RefSeq and is a predicted model, not a curated record. Gene Ontology annotation, molecular function: structural constituent of cell wall. Bases 1 to 315 code for a protein of 104 amino acids. Gene Ontology annotation, cellular component: fungal-type cell wall.
AUGUUCUCCAAACUCGCUGCCCUCUUCGCUCUCGCUACCCUUGCUGCCGCCACUGGGACUCCCCCACCCCCGGUCACUCCCCCCACCUCUCCUCAGUGCUGCAACAGCGUGCAGAGCUCUACUAGCAGCGCUGUCUCUGCUGUCGCCGCCCUUGUGGGCCUCGACCUGACCGGCAUCAACGUUCCCAUUGGCCUCGGCUGCUCGCCCAUCACCGUCAUCGGAAACAACUGCGGUGGUACCAAGGUCACCUGCGACGCCCCGGAGGCUCAGUGGGGCGGCCUCAUUGCCAUCAACUGCAUCCCCAUCACCCUCUAA